Saccharomyces kudriavzevii IFO 1802 is the source of this 2913-nucleotide messenger RNA. It is a transcript of the gene MCM3, whose product is annotated as MCM DNA helicase complex subunit MCM3. Gene Ontology annotation, biological process: DNA strand elongation involved in DNA replication; double-strand break repair via break-induced replication; DNA replication. The record is from RefSeq and is a predicted model, not a curated record. Bases 1 to 2913 code for a protein of 970 amino acids. Gene Ontology annotation, molecular function: single-stranded DNA helicase activity; ATP binding; ATP hydrolysis activity. The transcript has a single exon. Lineage: Eukaryota; Fungi; Ascomycota; Saccharomycetes; Saccharomycetales; Saccharomycetaceae. Gene Ontology annotation, cellular component: MCM complex; nucleus.
AUGGACGGCUCCACGGGAUUUGAUGGAGAUGCUACUACUUUUUUCGCCCCAGAUGCUGUGUUUGGUGACAGAGUGCGCAGGUUCCAGGAAUUCCUAGAUACUUUCACCUCGUACAGGGAUUCGGUAAGGUCCAUCCAGGUCUACAACAGCAAUAACGGGAGCAGCUACAACGACAACCUGGACGACGCCGACGACCAGGACCUGCCAGGCGAUGAUCUUGAGAAAGAAAAGAAAACCGCGUCCUCCACCGCAUUGAACAUACUUCCUAACAGAAUUACCAUUUCGCUUGACGACUUGAGAGAGUUCGAUAGGUCGUUUUGGUCGGGAAUCCUGACCGAACCGGCAUACUUCAUUCCCCCCGCCGAGAAGGCGCUUACUGACCUGGCAGACUCGAUGGAUGAUGUUCCGCAACCCAAUGCCUCUGCAGCGUCGUCUCGCCACCCUUGGAGGCUUUCGUUUAAAGGUUCAUUUGGUGCGCACGCAUUGUCUCCUCGUACUUUGACCGCACAACACUUGAACAAACUGGUUUCUGUCGAAGGUAUCGUCACCAGGACCUCCCUUGUCAGACCAAAGCUCAUCAGAUCUGUCCACUACGCGGCAAAGACCGGAAGGUUCCAUUAUAGGGACUACACGGAUGCGACCACGACGCUCACCACGCGUAUUCCCACCCCUGCAAUCUACCCAACAGAAGACACUGAUGGGAACAAGCUGACCACCGAGUAUGGCUACAGCACAUUCAUAGAUCAUCAGCGUGUCACCGUGCAGGAAAUGCCCGAAAUGGCCCCCGCCGGUCAACUCCCCAGAUCCAUCGAUGUAAUUCUCGAUGAUGAUCUCGUGGACAAGACAAAGCCCGGUGACAGAGUCAACGUUGUGGGUGUAUUCAAGUCGCUGGGUGCUGGUGGCAUGAACCAAUCCAACUCCAACACUUUGAUCGGGUUCAAAACUCUAAUUCUGGGCAAUACCGUAUACCCCCUGCACGCAAGGUCUACUGGGGUCGCCGCAAGACAAUCGCUGACAGAUUUCGACAUCAGAAACAUCAAUAAACUGUCUAAAAAGAAGGACAUCUUCGAUAUCUUGUCGCAGUCCCUAGCGCCCUCCAUAUACGGACAUGAUCACAUAAAGAAGGCCAUUCUCUUGAUGCUCAUGGGCGGUGUGGAGAAAAAUUUAGAAAACGGCUCCCAUUUGAGAGGUGACAUCAAUAUCUUGAUGGUGGGUGAUCCAUCCACCGCCAAGUCCCAAUUGCUGAGGUUCGUCUUGAACACGGCAUCGUUGGCCAUUGCCACCACUGGUAGAGGUUCUUCCGGUGUGGGUUUGACUGCAGCCGUGACCACCGACAGAGAAACCGGCGAAAGGAGAUUGGAGGCUGGUGCCAUGGUUUUGGCCGAUCGUGGUGUUGUGUGCAUUGACGAAUUCGAUAAAAUGACAGAUGUGGAUAGAGUCGCCAUCCACGAAGUUAUGGAACAACAAACCGUGACAAUUGCCAAGGCAGGUAUUCACACGACUUUGAAUGCUCGUUGUAGCGUGAUUGCCGCGGCAAAUCCCGUCUUUGGUCAGUACGACGUCAAUAGAGACCCUCAUCAAAACAUUGCCCUACCGGAUUCGCUGCUGUCUCGUUUUGAUUUACUGUUUGUUGUAACGGAUGAUAUUAACGAAAUCAGAGACAGGUCCAUCAGUGAGCACGUUUUAAGAACACACAGAUACUUACCUCCAGGUUACUUAGAAGGUGAGCCAGUGAGAGAGCGUUUGAAUUUGUCGUUGGCCGUUGGCGACGACGCCGAUGUCAAUCCUGAGGAACAUUCCACCACUGGAGCUGGUGGAGAAAAUGAGGGGGAAGAUGACGAAGAUUAUGUCUUUGAAAAAUUCAAUCCGCUACUACAAGCGGGUGCCAAAUUGGCCAAGAAUAAAGGUAACUAUAAUGGUACAGAAAUUCCCAAAUUAGUCACCAUUCCAUUCCUAAGAAAAUACGUUCAGUAUGCCAAGGAAAGAGUUAUCCCUCAGUUAACACAAGAGGCUAUCAAUGUCAUUGUGAAAAAUUACACUGAUUUAAGAAAUGAUGAAAACACGAAAAAAUCGCCGAUUACUCCAAGAACUCUGGAAACCUUGAUUAGAUUAGCCACAGCUCACGCCAAAGUCAGAUUAUCUAAAACGGUCAACAAGACAGAUGCCAAAGUAGCCGCAAAUCUACUAAGGUUCGCGCUUUUGGGUGAAGAUAUUGGCAACGAUAUCGAUCAAGAAGAAAGUGAAUACGAAGAAGCCUUGUCGAAGAGAUCUCCACACAAAUCGCCCAAAAAGAGACAAAGAGUCAGGCAACCAGCAAGUAAUUCGGGAUCUCCAAUCAAAACUACUCCAAGAAGGUCUGCGACACCGUCCGUCAAUGCUACACCAUCAUCCGCGCGUAGAAUAUUACGCUUCCAGGAUGACGAAGAACAAGCUGGCGAAGAUGAUAACGAUAUUAUGUCACCACUUCCCAUAGAAGAAGAGGCUGACCUACAAAGAAGACUUGAAUUGGGAUUGAGGGUAUCUCCAAGACGUAAAGAACACCUCCACACGUCGGAUGUAGCCGCUUCAGGCCCUCUUACCGAGGUUGGUACCCCAAGAUUACCUAACGUAUCUUCUGCAGGUCAGGAUGAUGAGCAACAACAGCAACAACAGUCGGUAAUUUCCUUCGAAAGCGUGGAACCAGGUACUAUUUCUACCGGUAGAUUGUCUUUGAUCUCCGGUAUAAUUGCCCGUUUGAUGCAAACAGAAAUAUUCGAAGAAGAAUCGUAUCCCGUGGCGUCUUUGUUCGAAAGGAUCAAUGAAGAGCUCCCCGAGGAAGAAAAGUUUUCCGCCCAAGAAUAUCUUGCAGGCUUGAAGAUCAUGUCCGACAGAAACAAUCUAAUGGUUGCUGACGAUAAAGUGUGGAGAGUGUGA